GCUCAAAAAAUAUUACCCAGAAGGCCAGACCUGAAGAACCGAUAAGACUGGGGUUUUACACUACUAAUCCAACCCACAAAACCCUCACAAAGGCCUGAUCCAAUAACCCUCGCCGGAACAAAAUUCCGAUGGCCGGAGCCACCAGGUUCCUCCUCGUUGUCGGCAGCCCACUCUCUCUCAUCCUCCACCGCCGCUCUUUCUCUCUCUACAAACGUCUCUCCCACACCCCCUUCUCUCACUCCCCUCUCCACAUCCGCCGCAACUUCAAUCUCUCUCUACAACACCUCCCCAUCAAUACCAACUGUUCCGCGUCUUCUUCACAACCCCUUCACACCCAAUCAAAUUCUAUUAAUGAUGAUCAUUACAAUAGCUAUUCUGGUAAUAAUCAACAGCACCCUUGGCCUGAAUGGUCUAAUUUUAUUCACACCUUAUCUUCUUCUGUAGCUGCUGAGCCACAGGGGAUUGUUUCCGAUGAUGGUUUCGUGUCGAAUGAGUACUUGUCGCGGGAGUUUGUUGAUGAUGCUGCUUCUUGCUUGGCGUUUGCUCGAAACCGGCCUCAGCUUCUGGGGUUUCUAUCGAGGAAGGAUAUGGAGGUAGUGGUGCAAAAUGGGACUCCUUUUCUUUUUCAGAGUGCUGUUGAUACUUCUCGGAGAAUGAGGGCAUUUCUGGGCUCUGCUGGAACUACUGUGUUGGAGACUGAUAAAGCACAAACAGUUGAUUUGAUGAAGUAUGUAUUGAGUUAUGCAAGCAAUCCAACGGUUUCGUUGGAAAAAACCGACUACAGUGUAGAGCUUGUUGAAUCGUCUGUUAGGAACCUGUUAAAUGAGUUGGCAAAGGUUGUUAAUAUGAAGGCAGGUGACUGGAUAUGCCCACGCUGUAGCUUCAUGAACUUUGCAAGAAAUGGUAAAUGUCUUGAAUGUGAGGAGGCUAGACCAAGGAGACAGCUGACAGGUAGAGAGUGGGAAUGUCCCCGGUGUUAUUUCUACAAUUUUGGAAGGAAUACAAUGUGCCUUAAAUGUGACUGCAAACGUCCAGGUGAACCUUUGUCAUCUCCUGUCAGCUCUAGCUCAGGUUUGGGAUACAAUAACGGAGACAAUGCAAAUAAGCGUCAAAUUGAUAGAAAAUUGGCUGACAACGAAGAGAAAGCACAGCUAUGGUUCAAUAAAGUCUCGCAAUUAGGCAAUUCCUCGGAUCUGAGCAGUGCAGCAGCUGAUGAAGACUUUCCUGAAAUCAUGCCAAUUAGAAAAGGAGAAAACAGGUUCGUUGUAAGCACUAGGAAGACACCAUUGGAAAGGAGACUGGCCAAUACCCAAAAUCAAAGAAGCGUGGCUAGUGAAUUACCUCCCGAGAGUAAUGAUUUCCAAAAUGCGGGUUCAAACCUCGGAACAUCAUUUGGCCGCAGGUUGGACCAAAUUAUUACUCGCACACCGACCAUUCCUGAAGCUGAUAAUAGAAAUAUUUCUGAACAAAGUAAAGAUACGUUUAGAUCCAAUAAACCUGGAUCAGGUUCUCUUCAAGACGGACUUUCUAAAAGCAGCAAUUCUGGAUAUGUUCCAUUUGUGCCAUUACCUGCAGAUAUGUUUGCUAAAAAGACAGAAAGUUCAAGUAGUGAGAAAGUUAGUGCAGAGAGUUUAAAAUCAGUCUCUUCUGAGACAUAUAAUAGUCAAGCUGGUACUGUUCCUAUGAGGAAUGCAUCUCGAGAACUAGCAGAGCCUUUCCAGAUGUCUGAGAACCUAGAGAAUACAAUUGAAAAUGAGAACAAGGAGAAAGAACAGGUGGACAAUUCAGAUGGAUGGUUUAAAAGGGUAGCUGAGCUGCACAAUGCUCCUGGCAGUACAAAUGCUAUUUCAGACAAAGACUUGCAGGAUAUUAUGCCAAUGCGCAAAGGAGAAAAUAGAUUUGUAGUUAGUAAAAAGAAAGACCGUUCAUUGACUUCAUCUGUGUACAAAAAGCAGAUGGCCAUGGAACAGGCAAACAAUAAUAGUUUUGUCCCUUUUGUUCCAUUUCCACCAGACUAUUUUGCUAAAAAGAACCAGCAGCAGGCAGACAAUACGACUGUAGAUGCUAAAAAGGAGGAUUCAGGGAGGAGUCCUGAAAAAUCAGAUAAUUCAAGACAGGGGUACUUAAAUCUUAAUCAAGAAUCAAGCAAGGAAGAUCAACAAACCGACAGUGCUGUAGUUUCUGGAACACAGAUAAGUGGUUAUUCUUCUGGUUCGCGUGCUCUAAAAAAUGAAAGGUGGAGUACUGAUGCAUAUUCAGGUAAAGACGAAACAUCUUACACCGGACCACCAAGUACUGGCGAUACUAACAGAAUUAUGUUUAGCUCUCAUAGUAGUGUCAUUGAAAAUGCUAGUAAGAAAGACAGUGUAUCUCGUACUGAAGGACCAAGCACCAGUAAUUCAAGUCAAUAUUUCUCCAAUACUCAAUCUUCAGGAAAUAUGGCAGGAUCUACCACCUCUUCACCAGAGACCCAAAAAUUUAAUAGUGGGUGGAGUGGCAAGAGCUUGGAGGGAUCAGCAGUUAAGGAGACUGAUCCUUUAGACAUGUCGGAGGAGGCCAAGGCAGAAAGGUGGUUCCGACGUGUUGCUCAGAUAAAAGACUCCUCUGAGCUUAGCCAGAUCCCUGAUGAGGACUUCCCUUCAAUAAUGCCAAUGCGGAAAGGGGUGAACAGGUUUGUUGUGAGCAAGAGGAAGACUCCAAUGGAGAGAAGGUUGACCUCUCCCCAAUACCGAAGGAAUCUUCCAGUCGUGAGCUCAGAUCCUGUGAAGAAAGAAGACGAUAGUAACUGAAUAAUAAGAAACUCAAUUGUUUCCCUUUUAGAGUAUCAAUUUUUAGCCACUGCUAAUCGAUUUCUUGAAAUUUUGUUCCUCAUCUACAGGAAUUAGCAAAACAGCUGUUUAUAUAUAUGCAUGCGCAUUGUUAAGUGACUGAAUACUUGAUUUUUCAGGGUUGGCCUGUUGUUGCUCUGCUCAAUGUUAUAUCAUCAUGGUUCCGAA
This is a messenger RNA of Daucus carota subsp. sativus, 2996 nucleotides long. RefSeq names its product zinc finger protein VAR3, chloroplastic. NCBI's taxonomy places the organism in Eukaryota, Viridiplantae, Streptophyta, Magnoliopsida, Apiales, Apiaceae. Gene Ontology annotation, molecular function: mRNA binding. The record is from RefSeq and is a predicted model, not a curated record. Bases 129 to 2789 code for a protein of 886 amino acids. The transcript is spliced from 5 exons. Gene Ontology annotation, cellular component: cytoplasm.